CGUCAGCAGCAGGGAGUACCACGUCAGGAGGCCCCCGACCUGGUCUAUGCUUUUGCGCUCGCAAACAGUCGUCAUGGAUCAGAAGUCCAGGGAAACGGACGAGGCCUAUCAGGCCCGGAUGCUGCUUCUGAUUACCGAAGCCAAGCAACGGUCCGAUGCAGUAGCAGCCGCAGCAAAGAAGAAGGCAGAGGACACCGAGAAGGCACGUCUGUUGGCAAUUGAACAGCAACGCCAGCAAGACGAGGCAGCAGCAAAGGCUCCCGAUGAAGAACGACUUCAACGACGCAAGAAGAUAUUCAGCGGAGAGCGAGCUUUGCUCACAAUGGCAGCGGACUGGCGGACCGAGGUUGAGAAUGCGAAGCUGGACGAGAGUGGAAAGCUGGACGAGAGUGGAAACAAGAUCGCUCUACUCCUCUCCCAUCUCACGGACCUCCUGGCAACAUGCAUUACACAGCAGGAGGACAUUAACAACCUUGACGACGCGCAGCUGGAACAAACCGUCGCCGCCCCCGUUGCCAGCUCUUCCAACACAUCCAAUCGCCUCGAGGCAUUGGAGAUUGACGUCGGCUCCCUCAAGGACAGCUUGCAGUUACAGCAAACCGCAACGCAACAGUUGGAGCAGCGGAACUGUACUGCCUCCAACCACUCGAGCUCGGAACUGCGCGAGUUCGAUGCGCAGGAGAUCUUCUGCGACUCGACGAAGACAGACCCGAUUCCAUGGUUCUGCAAGUUCCAGCUCACGUUGCAGCUACACUACGUCAAAGAACACAAGCACCACGCGGACUUAUACUCCCAGUCGGGGGGUGCGUGCCAAGCAUGGUUGGACAAUCUCUUGUCCAAGUACGGAGUGGUGGCUGCCGACUUGCAUACCAAGAUCAGUUGGGAUGAUCUAAAGGCGGCAUGGCAUAAGCGGUUCCAAGUAGAGUCGUCGGAGAUCAAGGCAAUGGACAAGCUGAUGGUCUUCGAACAAGGCACGUUGCCAAGUGUUGACUGGAUUGUUGAGUACCAAUGCUUGGCAUUCGUCCCAGACAUUCAAAUGGGCUUCAAAGCCAUCACACAUUCCUUCAUCUCGAGGUCGUGUCCGGCGUUGGGUAAUGCCUUGACUCACGUCGAGGACACCCUGACGACACCUGCGAAACUCUUCGACAAGGCUGAGCAGAUUAUUGUCACGAACAAGGAGGCUAAGAACCUCCAUUGUUUGUCUGCGACAAGCCCGAGCAGAGAUCAGCAUCGGCUGAAAGUGGUUGUGGUCGCAGCAGCAACACCAAUCGACGAAACUAGCGAGGUUGUGUCCACCAAUGAAGGGGACAGACUCGCAGCCGCCCGGUAAGGUGGGGGUCCUGACAAAGACCAAGGACGCG
Chara braunii is the source of this 1361-nucleotide messenger RNA. The record is from the annotation of a GenBank genome assembly. Lineage: Eukaryota; Viridiplantae; Streptophyta; Charophyceae; Charales; Characeae.